GAUACGCCGAUACACACUAAGAAGAAUAACACUGGCUGCUCUCUGCAGAGGAAGGGAAUUGUCUGUUCAAAAAGUCGCUCUAGUUGUUAUUGUAAGAUUAAUAAUACCGGUAACACAUUUUUAAAAAUUCGCGCAAGGGAUCUGAUAAGUUGCCAUAUCUAGCGAUAAACUCGCUAAGUUGGCAUCACUGCGGUCAAACUUGCAGUCCGACUGAGGAAGAAGAUGCCAGCAGCAGAAGAAUCAUAUGGCAUCAACAAAAUUGCGGACAACAUCUGUGGGCUUUCUCCAGAUCUUUUAGCUGAAGUAUGUCAGCACAUUCUGACUUAUCUUCAAGGACAUGCUAGAGGAGUAGAUUCAGCUGAAAUUUCUGAUAGAUUUCAGAGAGCUCGAGUCACGCUUGACCAUGAAGCCCUGCAGAACCUUAUCAGAUUUCUUUUGUUAACAUUCAGGUCAGCUGGUAAGGACAACCUCACUGGAGAUGACCUCGUGUCAAGACUGGAAAAGGGCAGUAACAAAUGGUCCAAAGCUGCCCUUCAGGUGUUGCACAGGUUGUGGAGUGAACACGGUGCAUCAGUUCAUGCUCAGCAGGAGAUCCAGGCCUCGCUCAGCAUCGGCCAGUUAGCAGAUGUGCAGUGGAAGCUGGGCAUGGCAGUGAGCUCCGAUACCUGUCGAUCUCUCAACUCACCAUAUGUGUGUCUGCUGCUGAAGAUCAUUGAGCCAUCUGGACAUAUUUGUCAGAAGUCUUUUGAGAUGACCAUUCCACAAUUCCAGAACUUUCACAAGCAAUUCAAGGAAAUGGCAGCUGUUAUGGAGACUGUAUGAUGGCAGCAAGCACAACCAAGUGCCUGUCGCAGCGUCACCCCAGCUGACAUAUAAUCCAUGGAAGAACAGCUCGACACAGAUGUUUGUCUGAUGGCUGUCUCAAAAUGUGGAUAUGAAUUAUUGCAUUAUUGUCAAUUAUAAUCUUUGCAAUCCAGUUUUUUCCACAGAUUGCUGAAGGUCGUGAAUGAUUUACUCUUAGAACCUCCAGCUGCUAGCUUAAGAUGCCUGCUGUCACUUUGAAUUCCAAGAUGUCAGUGUUCUUUCUCCCAUUAACUUAUCCACAUACCAUGAAUUUAAUUGUAGGCCCUUACUAAUAUUCAGACUUGUUCAUUUAUUACAGAAUGUCAAACAUUGAUGUGGUUUAUAUUAACUGCAGUUUUCCUCUGGAUUUGUACUUAUAGUACAUUUCCACAGUGAAAACAACCAUUGCUAAUAUUACAGUUUUUUUUAAAUCAUGGGGAAGAGAUUGGGAUUAGCCCAUUAUACAUACAACACCUUGUAAACUACAUACUUUCAGAUAGUGUUUAAAAUUUCAUCUGCUUAGCAGUGCAGUUGUUAGUCUGAAAAGCUGGUAAAGUUAAAGUGGUCCAUGUGAUAUGAAUGCUUUUGCUCUGUGUUUUCCAUGGUAUUGCUGAAAUGCUUGCUGUGUUUCUGAGUUGCCUUUUUUUUGGGAUCCAUCCUCACUUAGAUGUGAUGCAACAGUGAGGCAAUAAAUUAUUAUUAUUAAAUGUAAACCUUUGUUGCAUGGUUGCCUGGUCGCAACUUCACAUCUCAGAGUAAAAACAGACUAAGUCAAUUGAAUCUGUAAAUUAGUGUCACUGUUUACUAUCUGACUACCAGUACCCACAGAGAAAUAGGAGACAGACAGAGGGUAUGUAGUCAACUGAGGGAUGCUUUCAUCUUGUACAACACUGUAAAGAGUUAACUUAGUAUGGCCUAGUGUUCGUCCAUUUGAUGGCCUGUCCUGUAAUAUAAACAGCCGCAAUAAAAUGUGAUCAUUUGUAAUCUUCA
Molecule: messenger RNA, 1833 nt
Organism: Lates calcarifer (barramundi perch)
Lineage: Eukaryota; Metazoa; Chordata; Actinopteri; Centropomidae
Gene: commd6
Product: COMM domain containing 6
Exons: 7
Coding region: 223-822 (199 amino acids)
Molecular function (GO): NF-kappaB binding
Source: RefSeq, a predicted model, not a curated record